CACCCCAACCUUAUCUCCCCACUCCCCGAGGUUUCUGCGUAACCACCGCUGCCACGACCCACCUUGUCGCACCGCCGCGUGCGCACCACCGCCACCGCGACCGAUCUCCCCGCGCCAGCGUGUGCCACCAUCGCCACCUUGACCGACCUCCCACCCCGCCACCUCCGCACCUCCGCCGCCGCGAUCGACCUCCCCGCUCCGCCACCUGCGGACCUCCGUCGCCGAGACCGACCUUCCCCGCAGUCACCUGCAAGUCAUUGCUGCCACAUGCUGCCUAGAUGGCGCCCUCGCACGACAACAUGUCGCUGCUGUGAUUCCACCAUGGCCGCUGGUAAACCAGCAAACGGUCGUUGUCGCGUGCAGUCCGACCUUGUACGCCUACACUGUUCAACUCCUUCCUUGAGUACGUUGGCGCCGGAUGCGUGCCACCCCCAGCUAUGGAUAAGCGGCUCCCUGUCUCGCUUCCCCGCGGCCGCCGCGGGUGACUUCGACUUUGGGCAGCGGCGACGGAAAGAAGGACCCAGAUGUUUUCGUCGCAGGAAGGUUCACAGGAUGGACGGCGCACGUGAUGAGCUUGGAGUCGGGGUGGUGCUGGAGGACGCCGUGGAAUGGCACGCGCCCGACUAUUGCUUUGUCGGUGGGAACGACAACCUCACCUCUAAGCUUAAUGACGGGCGCGACGACGCGGGCUUCGUCCCGAGGAUCAGAAUGUCUUUGAAAGGCUAGUCUAUCUUGCGGAAUCGUGCGACAGUCGCUCGUGUGUGUCUCGGGCAAGUGCUCCCGAUCGAUCUAUGCGUACUCGAGUAGGUAUGUGCCAUGGAUGUGCUCUGCUGAUCAAAGUGCUUGUGCGCGUAUGGCCUCGUGCAGCAUCAGCGUUUUGUGGGGACAUUGGUUUUCUUAAUGUACAUUUUCUAGCAAA
Hordeum vulgare subsp. vulgare (domesticated barley) is the source of this 919-nucleotide messenger RNA. RefSeq lists its product as uncharacterized. Bases 268 to 726 code for a protein of 152 amino acids. The transcript is spliced from 3 exons. NCBI's taxonomy places the organism in Eukaryota, Viridiplantae, Streptophyta, Magnoliopsida, Poales, Poaceae. The record is from RefSeq and is a predicted model, not a curated record.